Molecule: messenger RNA, 1110 nt
Organism: Halichondria panicea
Lineage: Eukaryota; Metazoa; Porifera; Demospongiae; Suberitida; Halichondriidae
Exons: 1
Coding region: 135-971 (278 amino acids)
Source: RefSeq, a predicted model, not a curated record
CAUUCAUGCAUACUGCAUGUGCAUAGGAGGAAGUGAUUAGGUUAGGGUACAGUGUCUGGCUGCAUGGCUAUAAAUAAAGAAGCUCAAAUUAUUCGAUAAGAGUGAAGCAUCGUAGCAAGCAACGCUACACUGAGAUGUUGAAGAUGAAGGCCGCCAUUGCCCUAGUAGCACUGGUGUACCUCACAAGCAGCCUGGUGUGGGCUGCACCAAAUGAAGAAUCAAUAGACAUACAAAGGUUCAACGAUGCUCUUGAGAAUGCUCUCAGUCAAGAAUCCUCACAAAUACCACCCGAUGGCACCAAGAUCGAUAAUCAAGAUGCGGUCGAACAAAAUGACGAUGAUGAUAUAGACUUGCAGUCGCUAAUGGCAGCUGCUCAAGGUGAUGAUAAUAAUGAUGAUGAAAAUAUGAAAGCUCUGAGGUCGCUAAUGGCGGCUGAGCAAAACGAAGAAUCGGAGAAUAAACUGGUUGCUAACAAACAAGAAGAUGAUGAAGAUAUGAAAGCUUUCAAUUCGCUAAUGGCUGCUGCACAAGAUGGCGCUGAUGACGAUGAAAAUGUACGUGCUCUAAAGUCGGUAUUUGCAGCUACUCAAGAAGAGGAUAGUGAAACACAGCUGGUUGGAAAUAGUGAGGAAACUGCUAAAACUGCCUGGUGGCGUCGCAAACGUCACAGGCGUAGGAGGUCGAAGUCAGCUGCUUACUAUAAACGAUACUACAGUCGUUACUAUAGUAACUAUUACAGCAAGUAUUACAGUCGUUACUACAGUAACUAUUACAGCAAGUAUUACAAGCGAUACUAUGCUAGGUACUACAGCAGGUAUUACUCUCGCUACUACAAUCGAUACUACAGCAAAAAGUUGCAAGGAGCAAAAUCGUACGGUAAUUACGAAUUUGGAGUGUUUAAUCAUGUGUACAGGUACAUGAAGAGUCACUACCCCAGCAUGUAUCGCAAGUACUUGCACUACCGGGGAUGAUUGAAAAAAGAACUCUGCAUGAGACUUGUUAUAGUGUAGUGGAGAUGAUAGUUAGAACAAACGUUUAGUAUCAGUGAAUAUAAUUAUAUUGAACAUCAAUUUAGUCGCAUAUAGCUAUAAUGGAACAUAAUUAUAGUUA